AUACAAAUAGCGAGAAAAUGGGGUUGAGCCAGCUAAAACAAAUAAUGAUAAAAUAAAUAUGGUAAAACAAAGAAAAUACCCAAAAUAAAUAAAUAAAUAAAUAAUGGCAGAUUGCCCCCAUAUAUUACUCCGCUCAUCCCCAGCUAUGCUCUAGCCUAUCGCCAGCCUUGCUUUGAGAAAGCCGAAAGACCCAGCAUAAGCCCAAACCCAGACCCCUGCUUUUCCCUUUUCUUUCCUUCUUUCCUUCUUUCUUAUGUUCUGGGUCUGCAGAAUUCUCCUGCAGGCUGUAUUGGUUUUCACCUUGAAGCAUUGAAGGUGGGGGGUUAAAGGUGACUCUGUGUUGUUGGGUCCCUUCUUCUUCUUUUUGCUUCUUUUGGGUUUUGACAGGAGAUACUGUCUGCCCUGCUCUGUGGAACCGAAGAGUGCUGUUUAAUUUUUUUUAUUUUAUUUUUUUUCGAUUUCGAUUGCAAUGCCUGUGGAUGAGGUUUGUGCUGGAGACUGGAGAGUGAAAAGGGUAGAGAAAAAUUGAUGAUUUGGGGUUCCGUGACUCUUUAAUUUAUCUCUUCUUUCAUUCCCUUCUGUUAUAUAUUCGUACGCCUACGUUUUUAGUCUCUCGAAGAAAAUAUCUGUCAGUUUCAGUCUCCGGAGCAUUUGUAUAAACGGCAUUAGCGCUUUGUUUCUGACAAGAAAUUAGCUCCAAAAAUUGUGCUUUAAGGAAACCUGGGACCUCUGCAUAGUUUAUGCAACUUCUGAAAAAUUUGCACUAUUAUUCUUCUGGGAAUUCCCCCAAUUUUGUCAUUAACCUUGCAAUUGGAUCUGAAAAGCAUUAGGAGGGAAAGAGAGCAGUGGGAGAUUAGGAAAAUUUUCAGGUUUUCUGUAUUUUUGUGGAGUGGAAAAAAGCAGAGGAGAUGUCUGCGAAGCUUGUGUACUCCUUUUCGGAUGAAAACCCAGAUCUACAGAAGCAGUUUGGAUGCAUGAAUGGAUUACUUCAGCUCUUUGACCGCCGCCAGUUCUUCGCCGGCCGGCGCAUCAGCGGCCACAGCCACAAGAAGGUCCCUUCAGGUCAAAGUGGCAAGCAUACAAUGGAACAGGACAAUGCAUCACAGAGUGCUACGGAUAUUAACUCGAAGAAAGUUGUGAAAGAUAAACAAAGAAUGUCCAAUGAAUCAUCCAGAACCUCUUUUUCAUCUUCCUCCUGUUCGUCCGCAUUCUCAUCUGUAGAUUGUAAUAGAACAUGCCAACCAGAACAGCCAUCCCCCAGCCAAACUGUUUCCUCUGAAACUACCUCUCAAGAUUUAAUUGAGAACCAACUAAAUCCGUCUUUGUGCUCAGGCUUGCAAUCCCAUGGACUCCACGAUGUUGUCAAAGACUCCAUCAAUAGAGAAGGCCGUGGGUUAUCAGUGAGAAUCGCAAGUAAAGAGGUAGCAGCAGGACGUCGUGUGAAGCACAUAGAUUCACCAAGGCCUUCAUUGUCUAAUUCUGUCAAGCCAAGAUUUUCUGGCUUCACUGAAUCACUUGGAGGUCUUGCCCAACUUCGAGAGUCACCCAGGAAUUUCAAUGCAGAGAAGGAUGGUCCCCGGAUUUUGAGACCAAAAGACGCGCCACGGUUCUCCUAUGAUGGAAGGGAAUCAAGAGAGACAUUCAAAUCAACCAUAAAACUCAAAGAACUCCCAAGGCUAUCUUUGGAUAGUAAAAGGAAUUGCACGACUGAAUCAAGAUCAAAUUAUCUUUUAGAGGAUCUACGAAGAGGAAUUGGGAACUCCAGCAAAAACAUGAACUUAGAGCAAGAACCAGGAAGUAACAAACGACCAUCCAGUGUAGUUGCAAAGUUAAUGGGUUUGGAAGAUUUCCCUGAUUCCAUGUCAAUCAAUGAGGGCUGUAUAGACCCAGUUAAAACAUGCAUGGAUGAAAAUUCUCAUCCCUUCCCAAGAUCAUCAAAAACAGUUGAGGAAGGCAAGCAAAAUCAAAUUGCUAGGUCACCAAGAAAUUCCUGCAGGGAUCCCACCUCACCGCGCAUGAAAAAUGCUACUUUGAUCACAAAGCCCAGCCCAAGUUCAAAGUUUCCCAUCGAAACAGCUCCAUGGAGGCAUGCAGAUGAGAGUCGAGGCUCUCAAAAGCGAUCAUUCAAGUGUCGGGGAUCUCCCAUGGACUUGAACUCCUCACAUACUGUUUAUGGUGAAAUUGAGAAAAGGUUGGCAGAACUUGAGUUCCGAAAGUCGGGUAAGGAUCUCAGAGCUCUUAAACAGAUACUCGAAGCAAUGCAUAAGACUAAGGAGGUGCUAGAAGCUAAAAAGGAAGAUCAGACUGAUCAUUUUCUGUCUCAAACUGCCAAUAACAGCCCUCACUAUGGCAGUAGUCCAAGAUUAGUAAACAAGCAGAACCCACCAAGUAACCGACAAAUUUCUGCCAGAACCAAGGGAAUGAACCCACCAAAGGGAAUAGUGGUCAUGAAACCAGCCAAGCUUAUGGAUCCGACUCCCCCAUUAGUUCCAGAUGAUGAUUUAUCAGGUCUUGGCAAGCUCUCAGCUGGUGACUCUGCUGUUAGCAGAAAAGAUUCUGUUGGUAAGCAAACAUCUAAAGAUCUAAGUCCACGACACAAUCAUCUUAGAGGUCCUUCCAGUAGACCCCUUCAUUCCAUAGGCAGAGAUAGCAGUGUUAGAACUUCAAGAUCAGCCCAGGGUUCAAAGGAGCCUCCAAAUUUCAUCAGAGAAAAAUCCAUUAGCUCAAAGAGCUCAGGUACCACCAGCCCAAGACUGCAACCGAAACAACUUGGAUUGGAGAAGCACUCUCACCACACAACUCAAUCAUUAGAGCUAAGCAGGGCCAGGAAGCAACCCAGUGGGAAACUGAUGAGAUCAGGCUCACCUUCCAGAGCACACGGACCAAAAACACGCAACUUUCGGCGCAGUGAAGGGGAAUUGAGCGAGAUUAGCAGUGAGACAAGAAACUUCACUCACCAAGGUGAUACAGUUUCUUCGCAAUCAGAAAGUAACAUUAGCUUGGCCUCCCAGAUGGACAUAGAAGUCACAAGCACAGGUCGAUCUGAUGACAUCAACAGCACCUUUCAGCAUGGUGGUGAGAAAUGUGAAAAUCCAGGAGCAAGGUUGAGUAAAGAUGGGAGGAUAGCAGAACUUGCAAUAGUUAUCCCAGAACAGCCAAGCCCCGUUUCUGUCCUUGACCCUAUGUUCUACAGGGAUGACUCGCCAUCCCCUGUGAAGAAGAUACAGAACGCCUUUCAAGACGAUGAGACUCUAAAUUCUGAUGAAACUGAGUGGGAUCAGCUCGAUGUAGAUUGCUUGUCCAACAGCACAAGACCUAGCCUCAGCUCCUCAAUCCAUCACAAGAACUUUGAAUUCAGGGAGCACACAGUUCAGAUGUAUGGGCGACCAAACUCUGCUGAUGAAGAACUGGCCAUAAAUUAUGUUGCAUUCCUAGGCGAGAACACAAAAUCCGACCACAGAUAUGUAUCUGAGAUACUGUUAGCAUCAGGUUUACUUGGCAGAGAUCUUGUUUCUGGCUCAACUGCCAUCCAGCCCCACUCGGCACGCCAUUUGAUCAACCCCAAUUUGUUCCUUGUGCUAGAACAAACCAGUGCAAGCAGUAGACCUUCAAAUUAUGAGAACUACAGCAAAAAGAUUGCCCAGAAAAAAUUAAAUGAUAAAAUACAAAGAAAACUCAUAUUUGAUGCUGUUGAUGAGAUUCUAGCUCGCAAAGUAGCUUUGGCAGGUUCUUGUGAGUCGUCAUUGGUCUCUCCAAAUAAGCUGGUGAAAAGGAGAAGUCUGAGGGGUCAGCAGCUUCUAAAAGAAGUGUGUUUAGAGAUAGAUCAGCUACAAGCUAAAAAGUCGGAGUGUAGCUUAGAUGAUGGUGUGGAGGAUGAUGAAAGUUUGAGAGGCAGCAUAUUUGAAGAUUUAUCAGAUUGGAUAGAUUUCCAUAGUGAGAUGUCAGGGUUAGUGUUAGAUGUUGAGCGGUUGAUCUUUAAGGAUUUGGUUGUUGAGGUUAUAAGUGGUGAAGCAGCAGGUCUGCAAGCUCGACGUGGGGGGACUUGCAGGCAAUUGUUCACCAAUUAACUCUCUCUCUCUCUCUAUCUCUCUCUCUCUGGGUUCUAAUCCUAAUACUUAUUUUAUUUUAUUAGUGCAGAGGCAUAAUAAUUCAUGGGUGAACCCAUAGCUCUUUGAUAGUUUGAUAGCUUGUAAAGAAAAUCUCUGCUGGGAAGUUUAUAAUAUACGUCUUAUGUGCAA
This is a messenger RNA of Malania oleifera, 4238 nucleotides long. RefSeq names its product protein LONGIFOLIA 1-like. The transcript is spliced from 5 exons. Bases 909 to 4067 code for a protein of 1052 amino acids. Gene Ontology annotation, biological process: regulation of monopolar cell growth. The record is from RefSeq and is a predicted model, not a curated record. NCBI's taxonomy places the organism in Eukaryota, Viridiplantae, Streptophyta, Magnoliopsida, Santalales, Ximeniaceae.